Molecule: messenger RNA, 2366 nt
Organism: Lymnaea stagnalis (great pond snail)
Lineage: Eukaryota; Metazoa; Mollusca; Gastropoda; Lymnaeidae
Source: the annotation of a GenBank genome assembly
CUGCUGAGAAUCAAAUAGCACAGCUAAAUGAAAAAAUUUCACAUCUUGGUAAGAUAAUGAAAUAAAUGUUGACACUUUUCCCUAAUCCCCACGCCAAUUAAAGUACAAAUUAACCUAGUUCAAUUACAUACAAUGAUGUAAUUUUGAAAGGCUAGUUAAAAAACAUACUUGUACCAUACAAAAGUAAUCGGAACGGAAUCGUGUGAAAGCAAUGGUUUAUGAACAUUUUUAUAUUUUAUUUUGUUAAAUGUGGAGUAAAUAUCAUAGGUUAAGUGCUGGGUGAGUGAGCUGCUUGAAUUGAGCUAAUCCAAAGCUUGUAGACUGGAGACAAGCAAUGACAACACCAACAUCCCGGGUGGAUGGGACCCGCUAAACUUGGAUGGCAACUCUCAUAAGAGAAAGCACACUCUCAAAUGAAGCCCAAAGAUGGGUAGCCGGUCAGUUUGAUUAACGCAAUGGCAAUGGAAACAACUACCGGAAGCACACAAAAAAGUGCAAGACACUUUGCUGAUGAUUUACUGCAUCCUGGUCUAUUUUCAGUAGUCUUGUCAUUGGAGAAAGUGCGGCUGACCAAUUGAGGAUCUCUCCCUAACUUUAAAUAAAAUACAAAGAUGCCUUGGUCACCCUCGCAUGCGAAGUAGGAUUAAUAAAUUUAUAGUCGAAACUGUGCAAUAUAAACUUGAUUUUACCUAUUACCAAGUUGUGUUUUCAAAAAGGCAGAUAAGCCUCUUAUAUUUUCAUUUCUCAAAACCUUUUCAAACUGUUCAUUGAUCAGUAAAUACAAAAUAUAAAAAAAAAGAUUUUUUAUAGAAAGUCCGUAACGGGUUUAUUAACUUGAAAUAAAUUAGGAAUAAAUAAAGGAAUACGAAAUCUGUACUCAAACAGAUCCUGUCAUAAAUUAACAGUAAUAUCUUUUAGUGUGUGAUUUGUUCCUCAUUUCCUUUUCAUACGAUAAAUCAUAACAUAUGUGAUAAAAAUACAGGUCAACUUUACAUGUGUGACUUUAAUACGAUUAGCCCUAUAAGAAUAUUUUAAUUAGGAGUAGCCUGCGACGAGGUUGAAGCUAAAGGCUAUACGAAACACAGGGUAGUGAAUAAAUCUGAAAAAAAGACGAAAGAAAACCAAUAAAAGUGUUCGAAAUAAGCCUUUGUCAACGGAGAGAAUAAAAUAAUUAGAGAAUGAAAAGGUCUUGAAUAACAGAAAUUUAUGAGAAUACGACAAUGGCGUGAGAGUCAUUUGGAUUCAUUCAUUACAAAGUAGACGCACCACUCACGAUUUUAAGAAUAUUAAAUGAAGGACUACGUUCAAGCAGUGUGAAGGAAAUAGUAGGACAAGGCACGUGUGAGCUUCCAUCGAAAGACAGGGACAAUACGAUAAUAACGUUUCGGCUAAGAGCCUACAGGACAAAGGAAAAUACGUAAAGACAUAGAAUUAAGUUAAAAGGUUAAGUUAUCGCCAUUGUUAUUGUUGGAAGUUGAGUUUUUUUUUCCAAAAGCUCGAUUACUGGUAGUGAAAGAAUAUAUCCUAUAGAAUGCGCAGGGAAAUGAAAAAAGAACUGUCUCUAUUACCACUAGACCACAAGACAGGUGUGUCCUAAAUUCGGACACGUUUUCCUACCAUAACGGACCUAACAAGACACCUGGGUACUCAACGUGGAAUAUUAAUCGUUGGUAUUCAAUGUUACACAAACAUGGCUACCUACAUCGUCUGAAUUACAGAAACGCUAUUUUGGGUCAGGAAGAAAUGUGAUGACGUCACAAAGAGAAAAAAAAUUAAACAUACAUAAUUAGUACUUAAUUCUUUGUAAAAUUUGAAAAACAACAUAGAAACAACUAAUUCUCUGUUUUAUUGGAAAUAAUUAAAUGCCUAAAUUUGAAAAUUGUACAAUUUUUUUUGGAGUUUGUGUAGUUACCACCUGUAAUUACUGAUAACAUUUUUAAAAGUAGAUUUUUCUUUGUGUUGUGCAGAGAGUUUUUUAAAAAUAUUCUUAAUUAUUGUGUUCCUCUACUUCACAGAGCUCAAAUGUAGUCUUCCGAAUUUUGGAUUUUAUGCGUCUACAACCAUAUCCGUCUUAAGUAAUUGGUUGUUAGACGUUAGCAAGUUUGAUUAUGUUGGAGCCAACUACGGAGAUCACUUUGAUCCAGUGACCGGAAAAUUUACAGCUCCACUGAAUGGUUUGUAUUUGAUAAGCAUGAGUGCAUUACCUGGUAGCAUAAAUGGAACAUAUUAUACUUAUUGCUAUCUUCGGAGAAACAAUAUUUUAAUUCCAGAAGCAGAGGCCAUUAUGGUUUUUCAUGGAACUGGGAACCAGUCAGUAACACGGUGUUCUGAAAUGUCAGCAGGGGACGUCAUAUGUUUGCAAUCGG